Messenger RNA from Vitis riparia (riverbank grape), 2056 nucleotides. RefSeq lists its product as uncharacterized. Lineage: Eukaryota; Viridiplantae; Streptophyta; Magnoliopsida; Vitales; Vitaceae. The transcript has 2 exons. The record is from RefSeq and is a predicted model, not a curated record. The coding region runs from base 1568 to 1849 and encodes 93 amino acids.
AUCUGUUUUUUCUUCAUGUACAAAUUGACACAAGUUUUGGACAUCUGUUUUCAAUAGUUCUUUUUCCAGUUUUGAUCUUUAAUUUUUGUUUUUUUUUGCACAUUAUUUCUACGAUUUUUGGUGAUAUGAUCUCGUGCGGUCUAAAUUUGCAGUCCUAGGAACAGUGAUUUUGUACUAAUUGAUUGUCUGCUUUGGUUGUUUUGAAGAUUUUGGGUUGAUAAAUGCGUAUGGAUAAUAUGUGUCAACUAUGUGCUCUUUCAGUGAUGUUUUCUCUGAGACAUUUCGUCAAACAAUUAGUAGUGAUAAUAGUUUUGAUUCAACAAUUUUUUUGAGUGUCAGUUUACGUUUUUUAUUAUUUUUUAUUUAUUUGAAAGAUCACUUGCAGGUUGAUUACUGGAGGCAUUCUGUUAUGUAUUUGUAGGUUUUCUACUUGUGCAUAGUUUUUCCAUUGAAUUUGUAGUUGUUGAGCUGAUUUGUGAAUUUUUAUGGAAACAAGGCAAGAGUAUUCUGGAUAUUUGUAUAGUUAUGAAAGAAUUAUAGCUUAUUCAUCUUAUAAUUUAACAUUCAAUCUUUAUUCUAACUUGGCCACAUGGGUUUAUCAAGUUGGUUUUCUUGACAAUGGGAUUGGUAUUCAAGUAAGAUUAGGAACCUUGUGUUGGGGUGGAUUUUAUGAAAUUGCAUCGAGAUCUCCUUGUCUUUGCUUCUUUUGGUGCAGAGUUAAUGUAAGGAUUUUCAGGGCAUUUGAUGUUCAUUUGGAUAAUUUCAAUGGCAUAUUUUAGUGUUGCAUUUGUAUGGUUUCGAAUUGAAAAAAGGUGGUGUUUUAAAUAAUUUGCUUUUUGGUUACAGUGUGUUCCCCAUUAGAAGGUGGAAUUCAGGCUACAUACAUUGUUUGGUAUUACCAUAGGGAAGCCUUAUUUGGGAAAUCACCACAUAUUUUCAUGUAUGAGGUUUUCAUAAAGUUUAACUAGAUGUGGUUCUUCUCUGAAGUUGUUCAAUCUGUCACAAGCAAGAUGAACUGGGAAUUAUCCUUAUUUUGUUGAUAAUAUUAUCUGGUAGUUGUAUGAUCACUACAUUUCAGCAUAGAAGAUGCCACUGAAAUCCAUUCUAUGCUUCUGGCUUGAUUACUGGGAAGAAGGCAAUCCAAAGAAACAUAACCCUCUUGUUUGUUUGUGCAGUUGCUCCUGUAAUAAGAAAAAUGUUGUUUUUUAUAUGUGAAAAAUUAUCGGAUGCAUGGAAUGAACGUCAAUUGCCAUAAUCAGAAUGCUGAUUGAUUGAGUUUAUUUUAAUCUUGUUGAGAAUAAUGUACUCUCUAUUCACUAAAGAAGCCAACUUUGUUUUUCAUUGGUUUUAACUUUUCCUUUUUAAUGGUACCAUCUUAUGAAUGGAAUCAUGGUUUGGGGCUUCGAGGACUUGCUUGGUAGAGGUUUUUAUGCCCUGCUUUCUAAGUGAAAUGAGUGAGGCAGUUGGUGUACUUUGAUGACUCUGCCAUCACUUUUAGAGGUAUUAGCCUAGGUUUAAGUAAACCCAUUGGUUUCUUCACAUAAAUUCUUCUUCUAUAUUAUCAGGGAUGGAAGCUCAAAACAAUCAACAUGAAACACAACCGGCAUCUGCUGCCAAGGCCCCAGUUGUGACUUCAUGUCGAAAGAAGAAGUCAGAUGACGCCACCUUUUUGCAGGAUGUAAAGGAUCAUAUUGAUGAGUUCAUUCAUGCUUCUAUGGAUGAACACAAAACUUGCUUUACGAAGACUAUUAAGAAGAUGUUUGGAAUGUCAAAGGUGGUAGCUGAAAGGAAUUCUAACUCUGAGGGAGUUGAAAGUUCUCUUCCCCUCCAGACAACAAUAGCCAACUAGAGUAUCUCAUAGUCAUAUGCUCUUUCAGCAGCCUGAUGUCUGAUUCAGCACCAGGUUUUGAAUGACAGAUUUGUGUGUUGUUAGUGAUACACUAGGAAAUUUUGUGGUUUUGAAACUUUGUUUUGUUACUGUGGGAUUAUCACAUCGAUCAUAAUCAGCUACUAUAUAUUUGAGUAAAAUUGAAUGGAAUUCAUGGUUUGCCCCAAA